Metarhizium brunneum ARSEF 3297 is the source of this 765-nucleotide messenger RNA. It is a transcript of the gene ATG5, whose product is annotated as Autophagy-related protein 5. Gene Ontology annotation, molecular function: Atg8-family ligase activity. Gene Ontology annotation, biological process: C-terminal protein lipidation; autophagosome assembly; autophagy of mitochondrion. The record is from RefSeq and is a predicted model, not a curated record. Gene Ontology annotation, cellular component: Atg12-Atg5-Atg16 complex; cytoplasm; phagophore assembly site membrane. Lineage: Eukaryota; Fungi; Ascomycota; Sordariomycetes; Hypocreales; Clavicipitaceae.
AUGGCACCUUCAAUUGCCCAGACGCUGUGGGACGCCCGUAUCCCGCUACACGUCACGCACGCCUCAUCACCCGCCGCCCCGUUCAUCACCAGCGUCCCACGCUUCUCCUACCUCGCACUCCUGCUCCCCCGACUCUCCGCCUUCUUCGGCUCGGCGUGCUCGAGUUUUCACUUUGAAGAUGUCCAGCUGAGGAAUCUGGCAGUAGGCCUCUUGGUGGACUUGUACCAGCCCACGCUGCCGUUUCGGCUGGUCGUCGGUGACGGAGUAGGGUGGGAUAUCGGGGACACCUUUUUGAACUGUGUCAAGGAGGCAGACUUUGUUCGCAACGGCAACGCGAACCAAAUCAUGAAAAUGUCCAAGGAGCACACCACCCAGCUGUGGAACGCAGUCAUCGACAAUGACCACGGGUUAUUCGCCAAGGUCAAUACGAGGCUGUUGAAUGCGCCUACCAGCCUGAAGCACGUUCCCGUGCGGGUGUACAUCCCCUCUGCGCCGGAGCACCAGGACCCGGCUGUGUCUGGGGACGCCGGCUCCUUCAGGAUCGUGCAGUCCCUCGUGCCGGCGGCAAGUGCUGACCGCAGGCCAAAGCUGCUGGGCCAGGCGCUCAAGGACAUGAUGCCGAAAUUGUUCCCGAGCAGUAGGGACCCCGUGUUGGCCGGGGUGGUUAUGCAUGGCGCCGGUGUGCCUUUUGAUGCGCCCUUGGCGGAUCUCAUGCGGGAGGCGGCGUAUCCUGACGGUUGGCUUUGCUUGGUGGUGACUGUUUAG